AUGGAAAAGUCUGGGGAAAAGGCAGCCCAUGAUUCCUUGGGCCUGCCCAAUAACCUCAGGGCACCAGCGCCUGCAAAUGCCGAAUAUGACAUGUCGACACCCGAGGGAUCUGUGAAUGAAAAGUCGCACCGGUCUUCAAAGGAAUGGGCAGAUGAACCUUCUGAAUCCCGCCAGGUCGACGGCGAAGAAGUCGGAGAGGGAUCGGACGCCGAGCCUCAAACGUCUGCCACCGCACCACGAGCGGCAUCGCGUGCGUCUUCGGCGAGGUCGAGGGCGCUCAGCGUGGUCCCUACGAGCAGACGGCGCGGUCUGUUUUCACGUUUUGCCGUCUUUGUCCCCGAGGUCUAUCGGCCGUUCGACUACUCGGCAAAGACCAAGUGGACAAUCACGUUUAUUGUUGCCCUGGCUGGCUCGGCAGCCCCCAUGGGUUCUGGUAUACUUUACCCUGUACUUUCAGAUGUUGCGGUUGAUCUCAAGACGUCACCGACCAUCGCAAACUUGACAGUCGCGGUAUAUGCUCUUGCUAUGGCUAUUUUCCCAAUAUGGUGGUCAUCUUUUUCAGAGACUUUUGGUCGUCGGACUGUAUACAUCGUCUCCUUUGGUCUCGGUAUAGUAUUUUCAAUACUGAGCGCCGUCAGCACCAACAUCGCAAUGCUUAUUGUGAUGCGGGUGCUCGGUGGAGGCGCCUCAGCGUCGGUCCAGGCCGUGGGGGCUGGUACGAUCUCCGACAUCUGGGAGGUCCGGGAGAGAGGAAAGGCUAUGGGAAUGUUUUAUCUCGGUCCACUGAUGGGUCCUCUGCUUGCUCCCAUCGUCGGAGGUGCCCUUGCGCAGAAAUGGAACUGGAGAAGUACCAUGUGGUUCGUGACAAUACAUGCGGGGCUUGUGUUUCUCAUGCUCCUCUUUUGCCUGCCUGAGACCCUCAGAAGGAAAGAAUCCGAGCAGCUACCCAGGACGGUCGACGACGACACCACAGGAGACCAGCCGCAGCUCGCCCGUGCGACGACGCGACAGUCGAUCGCAAAGAGCACCAAGAACUCGGUCAAGUCGUUCAAGCGCUAUGUCAUCGACCCGCUAAAGGUGCUAGGGACCCUCCGGUUUCUCCCCAUCGCCGUCACGGUCUUUAUCGCAGCGAUCACGUUUGGCUCGCUGUUCAUGUUGAACAUAUCGACGCAGUCAUCCUACUCCAAAGCGCCGUACGCCUUCUCGACGCUCAUAGUCGGCCUCCUGUACAUCCCCAGCUCGCUGGGCUACGUCGUGAGCUCCAUAUUCGGCGGGCGUUGGAUCGACCACAUAAUGGCGCGGGAGGCCCGCAAGGCGGAGCGGUACGACGCGGACGGCAGGCUCGUGUACCUGCCCGAAGACCGCAUGUGCGAGAACGCGUGGCUGGCGGCGUCGGUCUACCCCAGCGCGCUCAUCAUGUUCGGCUGGACCAUCGACAAGGGCCUGCACUGGGCGGUGCCGAGCGUCGCCAGUCUGCUGUUCGGCCUGAGCAGCAUGCUGAUCUUCUCGGCCGCGACCACCAUGCUGACCGAGUUCAUGCCGUCCAAGUCUUCGAGCGGAAUCGCCGUCAACAACUUUGUCAGAAACAUCUUUUCCUGCGUGGGAACCGUCAUCACGCAGCCGCUCAUCGACGCAAUGGGAGUCGGAUGGCUUUGCACCCUGGUCGGGCUCUUGGCUCUGGUGUUGAGUUUGGGUAGUGUGUAUUCGCUCAAGAGAUUUGGGCCUAAAUGGAGAAAGGAGAUGGACCGGAAGCUGGCCAUAUGA
Pyricularia pennisetigena is the source of this 1764-nucleotide messenger RNA. RefSeq lists its product as uncharacterized. The record is from RefSeq and is a predicted model, not a curated record. Gene Ontology annotation, biological process: intracellular polyamine homeostasis; transmembrane transport. The transcript has 4 exons. Gene Ontology annotation, molecular function: polyamine transmembrane transporter activity. NCBI's taxonomy places the organism in Eukaryota, Fungi, Ascomycota, Sordariomycetes, Magnaporthales, Pyriculariaceae. Bases 1 to 1764 code for a protein of 587 amino acids.